This is a messenger RNA of Capsicum annuum, 733 nucleotides long. RefSeq names its product phosphopantothenoylcysteine decarboxylase subunit VHS3. The transcript has 3 exons. The record is from RefSeq and is a predicted model, not a curated record. The coding region runs from base 128 to 601 and encodes 157 amino acids. Lineage: Eukaryota; Viridiplantae; Streptophyta; Magnoliopsida; Solanales; Solanaceae.
GAAAGGUCCAGUUUUGGACAAAAAAACAAAAGGUAUGCCUUAAAACCCUAAAAACAGCUUCCCCUCCUAACCACCAUUGAGAAACCCUCAACUAACUUCUCAACUCUGAAUCUUUCUAAGGUAUUCAAUGGAUGUGGAGAUACUUUCCACCAUCACCAAUGUGGAUUUGCAGAGAAUGAUUUGCUCAGUGAUGCUUGAAACUGCUUUGGCAGCUCAAAAAUCUCUUCUUUCUCUUCUCUUCAUGAUUGAACUUCUAUGCUUGUACCCGGACCUUGUUGGAGUAGAGAGGAGGUUUCCUUUUGGUGAGCUUAAAGGAGCUACGGUGCCAGAUAAUGAACCCAAGGAUUCAAGUGAUACUGAUGAAUAUGAGAACACCGAUGAUGAAGAAGACGAUGAUGAAGAUGAAGAUGAAGAAGGAAGUGAUGAUGACGACGACGAAGAGUCUGACGAAGAUGAUGCUAGGGCAAAUGGAGGGGGUGAUGAUGAUUCCCAUGAUGAAGAUGAUGAUGAAGAUGACAAUGAAGAUGACGAUGAGGAGGAGGAGGAUGACGACGAUGAAGAGGAAGAGGAUAAUCAACCACUAUAUAAGAGGACAAAAUGAGAACAUCAUACCACACUCCACAGAAUUGAGCAUUGGUUAAUAGAAAUGAUUCAUUUGACAGAUUCUAUGAUGAAGAUAAUUUUUCUUGUUUAUUUUCCUCGCUAAUCUAUUAAAAAGUUCUAGCUCUUGGAA